Molecule: messenger RNA, 1535 nt
Organism: Salvia miltiorrhiza (redroot sage)
Lineage: Eukaryota; Viridiplantae; Streptophyta; Magnoliopsida; Lamiales; Lamiaceae
Product: transcription factor BIM2
Biological process (GO): DNA-templated transcription
Molecular function (GO): DNA-binding transcription factor activity; protein dimerization activity
Source: RefSeq, a predicted model, not a curated record
AUGGAGGUUGAAAAAACAGCAGCUGAGUUGGGUGUCACGUACCAAACAAUAAAGCCGGUGUAGUAGUUACAGCUAUUGCCUAUUGCUACAGGAAACCACAAAUUGAGCCAACUCCAAUUUCACACCAAAAAAAUUAAAUAAAGCUGUAAUAUAUUUUUUCCAUUUUUGCGGGUUUUCUUUUCUCCCCCAUUUCGGGUUUCAACAGAUCUUUGCUUGCUGGGCUUGCCUUUUUCAGGCGAUUCUUCCGUUUAAAUUCUGUGGGUCUGUUUCGCAUCUUCGAUUGCUGGAUUUUAUACACUCGUACUGAUUGCUGAGUAAAAAGAUUCAUUCUUGGGGGGAAAAGAUCAAGUGAGAAUGAAAUCUGGAAAAGGCCAUCAAGAAGAGGAAGAGGAGGAGGAGGAAGAGUUUGGUGCGAAGAAGGACGCCACAUCAUCCGCUAAUAACAGCAAAGAUGGAAAGAACAGUGAGAAAGCUAAUGCUAUAAGGUCAAAACAUUCAGUCACGGAGCAGCGCAGGAGGAGUAAGAUCAAUGAGAGAUUUCAGAUAUUGAGAGAACUUAUACCACAUAGCGAUCAGAAGAGAGACACUGCUUCGUUUUUGUUAGAGGUGAUUCAGUAUGUACAGUUUUUACAAGAGAAGGUACAGAAGUAUGAGGUCAUAUCAACCUUGGAAUUCAGAGCCCACAAAGCUGAUGCCAUGGAGAAACAGUCAUUGGCGUGUUCAGAAUUUUGUUGGUCAGCCACAGACGACAAAAAUGGUCCUGGUUCUUCUUUUCCUGGAAGAUUUGAUGAAAAUAGUAUAGGAGUCCCCAUGACCCUGCAACCGGGCCAGCCGAAUCCUAUUGAACCCGAUCAUGUUAUGGAUGCUCAAGGUAGACCGAUAGAUCUACACACUGAACUUCCUAACAAAUCAAUGAGCAUGCCAUUGCCUAUUCCAGUUUCCAUGGGAAAUGACGGCCCAUUCUCCCACACAUUACAUGGGCCACCACCAUCAGAGGCGCAGUCAUCGGACUGUCCUAGCUCUGCUGAUGCACUUAACCUUCAAGAUGAACUAACAAUCGAGGGGGGCACAAUCAGCGUUUCCAGUAUUUACUCUGAAGGAUUAUUGGCUGCGUUGACACAAGCACUUCAAAGCACGGGCGUGGAUCUCUCUCAAGCCAGCAUCUCAGUCCAGAUCAAUCUUGGAAAACGAGCAAAUAGAGGAGCCACAGCAUCGACUGCUAAGGAUCAUAUAAUUCCUACGCCAUCCAGCAACCAACCAGUUGGGACAUUUCACGACGCCACUAGUAGUGAAGACUUAGAUGUAGCUCAAAAGAGGCGAAAGAUUUGAUAAACACUGUGGCCCGGCAUCAAAAACAUCCAUUUCCAUCAGAUCUGUUUGCAGAGUAUUACACCAUUGUAUAUUUGUUCUUUCUUGAGCCUUUUUUUCUUCCUCUUAAUUUAUUUAAUCUUUUUAGCUUGUCUCUACAUGUAUUGUCUCACAAACGGCUUGCUUUGGCUGCUUAUCUGCAUGGUGGAUAUAUUUUUAGUUGUUUU